Molecule: messenger RNA, 2264 nt
Organism: Arachis stenosperma
Lineage: Eukaryota; Viridiplantae; Streptophyta; Magnoliopsida; Fabales; Fabaceae
Product: phospholipid--sterol O-acyltransferase
Exons: 16
Coding region: 117-2027 (636 amino acids)
Biological process (GO): lipid metabolic process
Cellular component (GO): cytoplasm
Source: RefSeq, a predicted model, not a curated record
CUGCCAACUCUUCUAACACUUUAACCGAUGAUCUCAGUUCAGACUCACACUCACUCCUUCGAUUUCUCGUGGUCUCGUUCUCUCUCUCUCUCUGCGCCAAACAAGAAAUAAUCAUAAUGGCCAAGAAACCGCCACUCGUGCCGACGCAUCUCCUCAUCGGCCUCAUCAUCGCCGCCGUAGCUGUGGCGGGAGGCGGCUCCGGCGAAGGGGAGCUUGACUACAAGAAGCUAUCGGGCAUUAUAAUCCCAGGCUUCGCGUCCACUCAGCUUCGUGCGUGGUCCAUCCUCGACUGCCCUUUCUCUCCCCUCGAUUUCAACCCUCUCGAUUUGGUCUGGCUCGACACCACCAAACUUCUUUCUGCUGUCAAUUGCUGGCUUAAGUGCAUGUUGCUUGAUCCAUACAAUCAGACUGAUCACCCUGAUUGCAAGUCCCGCCCUGAUAGUGGUCUUUCCGGCAUUACAGAACUUGAUCCAGGUUAUAUUACAGGACCUCUUUCUUCGGUGUGGAAAGAGUGGAUCAAGUGGUGUAUUGAGUUUGGAAUAGAAGCUAAUGCAAUAAUGGCUGUUCCUUAUGAUUGGAGAUUGUCACCAUCAAUGCUUGAAGAGCGAGACCUUUACUUUCAUAAGCUCAAAUUGACAUUUGAAACUGCAUAUAAACUUCGUGGUGGCCCCUCAUUGGUUUUUGCCCAUUCAUUGGGUAAUCAUGUCUUUCGUUAUUUCUUGGAGUGGUUAAAACUAGAAAUUGCACCAAAGCACUAUAUCCAAUGGCUAGAUCAACAUAUUCAUGCCUAUUUUGCUGUUGGAGCUCCCCUUCUUGGUGCAACUGAAACUGUUGAAGCAACACUUUCAGGAUUCACAUUUGGUCUUCCUAUUUCAGAGGGAACAGCUCGAUUGAUGUUCAACUCCUUUUCUUCGUCAUUGUGGAUGAUGCCCUUUUCCAAGUACUGUAGAUCAAAUAGUAAUUAUUGGAAGCAUUUUUCUGGGGCAAGGCAUGUAGGUAACCACACCUAUCACUGUGAAGAUAAGGAAUUUCAGUCAAACUUCUCUGGAUGGCCAACAAAUUUAAUCAACAUUGAAAUUCCUUCAACUCGUGGAUUUGAUGCAUACCCUUCAAUCACAGAAAUACCUCAGUCUAAUUUGUCUAGCAUGGAAUGCGGAAUACCUACACAAUUAUCUUUUUCAGCUCGCGAAAUGUCAGAUGGAACCUUUUUCAAGGCAAUUGAAGAUUACGAUCCAGACAGCAAGAGGCUGUUGUACCAGUUAGAAAAAUCAUAUAUCAAUGAUCCUGUUCUUAAUCCUCUGACACCUUGGGACCGGCCACCAAUAAAAAAUGUCUUCUGCAUUUAUGGCACUGAUUCAAAGACUAAGGUUGGUUACUACUUUGCACCUAGUGGCAAGCCUUACCCUGAUAACUGGAUAAUUACGGAUAUCAUUUAUGAGUUUGAAGGUUCUCUAUACUCAAGGUCAGGGAAUCUGAUUGAAGGGAAUCCUGGAGCCACAAGUGGAGAUGAGACGGUACCAUACAACUCCCUUGCAUGGUGCAAGAGCUGGCUUGGACCAAAGGUGAACAUAACAAGAGCGCCUCAGUCUGAGCAUGAUGGUACAGAUGUACAAAUUGAGUUGAAUGUAGAACAUCACCAUGAUGAAGAUGUUGUUGCAAACAUGACAAGAUCACCAAAGGUUAAGUACAUAACAUAUUAUGAAGAUUCUGAGAGUCUUCCAGGAAAGAGGACAGCAGUUUGGGAACUUGAUAAAGCAAAUCACAGGAACAUUGUGAGAUCACCGGUGCUAAUGCGAGAGUUAUGGCUUGAGAUGUGGCAUGAUGUCCAUCCUGAUGCAAAAUCAAAAUUUGUCACAAAAGCUAAGCGAGGACCCUUGAGGGAUGAUGACUGUUACUGGGAUUACGGCAAAGCUCGCUGUGCCUGGGCAGAAUAUUGUGAAUAUAGGUAUGUCUUUGGUGAUGUUCACCUGGGACAAAGCUGUAGGUUGAAAUCUACUUCAACUAACCAGUUGUUGAAUUAUUUGUAAAUAAGAAGGUACUGGUGGGGCUAACCCCAGGCAAGUCAUCCGCCGCACGACAUGCUACACAUGAAUAUUAGAACAGAUCCUCCAUAACUGAUUUUUGGCCGUGUUUUCCUGCGGCUUGUAGCGCCACUGAAUGCCAGCAAAUUCUUUUUUCCCGUGUGUGGAACUUUUGACCCAUUCCUCAGCUCAUCUUUCAUCCACAUUCACCAUUUUCACAGUAUAUUUUGGCUCAGAUUACAG